CGGAAAUUUAACUGCUGCACAAGCUGUUCCUCAUAAUAGAGCUGGUCAUACAGCUUCUCGAUGCACUUACUGCAAGUAUUUGCUUAUUUUGACGAUUAUUUUAGUACUAGUAAUUGCAGGAAUUAUACUAUUCUUAUCAAUAAGUGAGCCUUCUUCAGAAAAUAGUGUAAAUACUCUUUUUAACAAAAUCCAAGUCACCAACUCCGUAAAUUCAGAUUUAUUUUGGGGAACGUACAGAGCUAAUCUGUACUUCGGUUUAAAGACUCGUUCACCCAAAUCUCCAGUUUUUGGUUUGAUGUGGUAUGAACAGCCUCAGGAACUUCCUGAUGGAAAGGACCCAGGUGAAUAUUUUCCAAGCAUAAGGCAUUGGUGUGAUGAGAAUGAUGAUCUCAUAUAUGGAUGGCUUAAGCACGAUGGCGUCAAUUUUGGUAUUCAAAGAAUAAUUGAAAAAAACUUUACAUUCAAUACUUCAUUUGUGAAAAAGCCCGGUGGAUUUCAUGGAGGAGACUGGACAGCAAGGAUCACUGCAGACUCAAAGAGAGAAGAGGAACCAGUGAUUGUGUCUUUUCUAAUGUAUGUUGCCUUAGAUGGCCAAGGAGAGUUGACCGCACAUCUCGACUCAACAAAGCUUGAGUAUAUACAAGGGGAAACAAAUGAGCUUGACAAAUUUCGAAUUUCUUUCUCCAAAGUAAAAAGGUCUGAAAAUUUUAAAUACCAUUACCUUAGCACUCAAGCGCCCAGUCUUCAAAAUCUUAAGUCAAUAGUCACCAGGAAUCUAGUGAAAGAUUACAUGGAAAAUAAAAUCUUUGUUCUCAAAAAUCUACAGACUAAUGAUAAACCUAAUUUCGUAGUGCAUCAAGUGACAGCAGAAUUACCUUUUGAAAUUGAAAUAAUUUUUGAAUCUGGUAGCUUUCGAUUUUAUGACAAAGUUUUAAAAGACAAUGUUUACUCUGAAGAAUUGGAAAAGUAUGCAAAAGAAUUUGAUACCAGGUUUUCCAAGAUCUUCCAGCUUAAAUCAAAACGUUAUAAAACUGAUGAUAUAAACUUCGCAAAGGAAACUUUAAGUAACAUGCUUGGAGGAAUAAGUUAUUUUUAUGGAGAGUCGCUCGUUAAAUCGGUACAAAACUCUUCUCUAAUUGAAAGAAUAAGAUCGCAUUUUGAUCGAAAGUCAUUAGUUCAACCAUCGCACAAUAACACACCAGUUUUAUAUGGACCAGCACCUCUGUUUACCUCAAUAACGUCAAAAACUAUUCCUAGAGGGAUUUUAUGGAGUGUCGGGUUUGAUAAUCUUCUUAUACAUCUUUGGAAUCAGACAAUUACUAAAGAAAUAAUUUCUCAUUGGUUAAACUUGAUGAAUGUCGAGGGAUGGAUUCCACCAGUGCAGGCCUUGGGAAUUGAAGCUCAAGCUAGGAUUGGUGAGAUAAUACAGCAUAAUAACAUUGCAAAUCCUCCUACUAUAUUUUUGGUUAUUGAAAAAUUCUUGUCAGAUAGCAGUAAUUCAAUGACUCUUUUCUUGGAAAAAAUCUACCCGAGACUUGAAAAAUGGUUCAACUGGUUACAUGAAAGUCAAAAGUCUCGAAAACCUACCACGUACUACUGGAGAGGAAGAAAUAAAACUACCAAAAUAGAACUGAUUCCGCAAACCCCCGCUUCUGGACUGGAUGAUUAUCCAAGGCCAUCCCAUCCUUCUGAAGAUGAAAGACAUGUGGAUCUUCGAUGCUGGAUGGAACUUGUAUCAAGAGUGGUAGCAGAUGUUGGACAAAGGGUAGGUGAAAAUACGGACACAUACCGCAAAAUUUCCGAAAACCUACAUGACAACGAUUUGUUGAAAAAAUAUCAUUGGAAUGCAGAACAAGACUUCUUUAGUGAUUAUGGGUCUCAUACUAAUUCGCUCGAGCUGGACCAAAACAAUUUGGAAAGGAUUGUAUUUGUAGAUCCUAAACCUCAGUUUGUUGAAACUUUUGGAUAUGUUAGCUUGUAUCCAUUGAUGCUAAAAACCCUAGAACCAGGAUCUUCUCAUCUAAGAGAUAGUCUUCUUGACAUUACUAAAAAGGAAUUGUUGUGGACUGAAUUUGGUUUACGUUCACUGUCAAAACAUUCCCCUUUUUAUCAGACAAAAAAUACAAAAUUUGGCAUACCGCAUUGGCGAGGAUCUAUUUGGAUUCACAUGAACUAUCUUACUCUUAGUAGCCUUUAUCAUUAUGCAAAGAUUCCUGGGCAACACAGAAGUUUAGCACGAAGCAUUUAUAAAGAAUUACGAAUAAAUAUAGUAAAUAAUGUUAUCAGACAGCAAAGAAAAACAGGCUUUGUUUAUGAACAAUAUGAUGAUACAACUGGAGAAGGAAAGGGGACUUACCCAUGUAACGGUUGGUGUUCACCUGUUGUUAACAUAAUGGCAGAAAAUUAUUAAACAUUCUCAGUUCCAUUGUAAACAAUGUUGAAUCAACAGAAUAGCUAUUUUUCUUAUUUUUUUUUUAAGCAGUGGGAUAAACGUAAAUACUUGUAUACAACAGAUGAAAUGUAAAUUCUAUUCUUUUACAUAUAUAUAUUGUCUUCACUCUGAUUUCUAGAAUGUAGUAAAACUAGUUUUGCAACGAUAUACUAUGUGCAUUAC
Saccostrea echinata is the source of this 2614-nucleotide messenger RNA. Its product is annotated as mannosyl-oligosaccharide glucosidase-like. Gene Ontology annotation, molecular function: Glc3Man9GlcNAc2 oligosaccharide glucosidase activity. The record is from RefSeq and is a predicted model, not a curated record. Lineage: Eukaryota; Metazoa; Mollusca; Bivalvia; Ostreida; Ostreidae. Gene Ontology annotation, biological process: protein N-linked glycosylation; oligosaccharide metabolic process. Gene Ontology annotation, cellular component: endoplasmic reticulum membrane. Bases 296 to 2410 code for a protein of 704 amino acids. The transcript has 2 exons.